Molecule: messenger RNA, 2217 nt
Organism: Folsomia candida
Lineage: Eukaryota; Metazoa; Arthropoda; Collembola; Entomobryomorpha; Isotomidae
Exons: 3
Coding region: 1393-2202 (269 amino acids)
Source: RefSeq, a predicted model, not a curated record
UAUUUGUAGAUUCGAUUGAAUUUUAUGUUACCAAUUUUCUGAAUGAGAAAGAUAAGUCAAUACAUAUAUUUAUUGUAUGUAGGUCCGUCAAUAAGAGUAAACUAAGGCAAACGAUUCAUAACCAACAUACAUACAUAACGGAUAAAAUAGAAAUAUAUAUCUACUGUACAAACUUAUUUACAUAGCCUGAUCCAAAAAUAAAAGUAAAUAAAAGUAAAAUAAAAGUCAUUGCUCUUUAUUUGUCAACAUGGUAUUUUAGGUUCUUCCAUCGUUUCCUUAGUUGCGAGAAAUGCCCAAUCUGUGUGCUAACUGAGUAGGUUACAAUCUGGCUGUUGAAGAAUAAUAUUGUCCCCAAUUCCACCCCAGCUACUACUUGAUCAUCUCCUCGUGUAAUGUCCAAAUUUCCGUUAACUCAAGUUGCCGACGCGCUUCGGAAGGAUUGCGCUGUUAAAGAAAAAUGGUACCAAUUUUGUAUUGUUCUGUCUGGUACGGCUAAGUUGGAAGAUGUCGACAUGAGAAAUUUUAACAAUGGGCAGGCCAUCUCGAAAAUAUUGGAGCGAUGGAUCAAGAAAAGUGGAGGAAAUGCAACUUUACAUGAUUUGGUUAUGGAGUUGACCAUUGCGGAUUUUACUACCACUGCAGGUCAAUUACAAAGUGAGUUCCUUCCGAUCCCAAAGAUUGUUGGUUCGAACCCAAUUGGGACAUUCUCUUAAGGAGUGGUUAAAGAGAAAAUUGUAGUAAAUACUGGAUUUUCUAUUCGAGAUAUAAUUAUUCUGCAACAUGUAUGCAUAAUUAAUAAAGUUUUAUUUGUAAACAAAUAACAAACAGUUGAUAAUUACAAACAAUAAAGGAUUCGAUCAAUCAAUUCGAUCAAUUAAAAUUGAUAUUUAUGAAAGCGCCAUACCUAAAUUUCUUAUUUUGAGGCUAAAAAAAACACUUAAAUCAACCUGCAUAUUUUGUUUUUGAGUAAUGUGCCACUAAAAUAUACAUACAUAUUUUUAUCCUGCAUAUAUGUAAUUAUCCUGAAUGAAAGAUGUCGUUCUGUAUAUUAUCAACCUGUUUUAAAAUUUUUCUGAAAAUUCCAACAUAUAGGGUGAACACUUUGCAUAAUUGUAUGUAUGCAUGCAGGAAUACCACUAUUAUCGAUUAACAGAUAAAAGCGAUAUUUUGUUUAUAAUUCUUAUCAGUUUUAUUAUGCCAACCGUUUAAUCAGUGUUUAGAAAAGCGGUUGUAUAUUUGUCCAGCCUUAUCAAAGCAUACUUAUCAAAGCAGGAUGUGAGUAUCUUUAUAUAUUGAAAUGAUUUAUCCUCCGUCAAUAGCGAGCCAAUUGCAGAACUUGUUGAUGCAAUUAGUUUUUGUCCACUUCUUUCGUUUCUUGUAAUAUUUUUCAAAAUGGAUAAUUUGUUGAAAAGAAUCCAGCAAAUUAAAAAGGCUCACUUGGAAGAUCCUCUACUUCUUGACUGGAAAGAGAUUUAUGGGAGAAUAUUAGAUCCUACACGUGCUGUUAGUUUGAGAAUUUUGGAAGAUAAGCUACGUCAUGGCGAAUUGCAGCCAUAUAGUCUAAUUAAUGAUCUAGUAGAUUACGGUAUGAGUGAGAAGUCUGAGGAUUUUGAAAAAAAACUAUUGCAUGAAUUGAAAAAUUGCCAGCAUGCAAAAUUAUAUGACCGGUUAACCGGAAUGUCCUUCCAUUCUCCCAUUCGCUUUCAUAUGAAGAAUUAUCCCGGCAAAUUUUUCGGCGGAGGUGACAACAUCAAGUGGCUUAGGGAACAGUAUUCGCAGCCAAAAUCUAACUUCGUUACUGUCUAUGGAUUAGAAGGGAUGGGCAAGAGCAGGACUGUGUCACAGUUUAUCUUGGAAACCAGUAAAUCAAUUGAUGAUCUUGCGUGUGCUUCCUUGGAUUGCAUCAAUGCAUUAAAUUUUCAUAACGAUUGUGCCUCCUUUGGAAAAUAUAUUCAGGAUAUACAUAAAAUCUCUCUGCCCGUAAAUCUGAAGAAGUUGGAGACAUGGAAACCAAACAAUUUGCUGGGGGUCAUUUCGAAUGAAAUUUAUAAACUCGCAAAAUGCAAAUGGAUUCUGAUCCUGGAGAAUUGUCAAGAAUCUAUUAUAAAACAAUAUGACUUAUUGAGCUUACUGGAAAAAAAGAUUUGGAUAAAGAAAUAUAACAUGCGGGAACAAAACAUCACGCUGGCGUUUUUUAAGUGAGUCAAUAGUGUCACA